Rattus rattus (black rat) is the source of this 2223-nucleotide messenger RNA. Its product is annotated as disintegrin and metalloproteinase domain-containing protein 24-like. Lineage: Eukaryota; Metazoa; Chordata; Mammalia; Rodentia; Muridae. Gene Ontology annotation, biological process: male gonad development; proteolysis. The record is from RefSeq and is a predicted model, not a curated record. The coding region runs from base 1 to 2223 and encodes 740 amino acids. Gene Ontology annotation, molecular function: metalloendopeptidase activity. Gene Ontology annotation, cellular component: external side of plasma membrane; plasma membrane; sperm head plasma membrane. The transcript has a single exon.
AUGGUGACUGUGAGGGAGGCUCUGGUUCAUGCAAGGAUCACUCUCCUUCAGGUAUGGUGGAGGGUGUUGCUCUUUUCCUCUGUAUGGCCCAUGACUUUGUGUGCUGAGCACAAAGCCCCCCCAGAGACAGUGAUACCCUUGAGGGUAAUUGUCUCUAGUAAAGAGAUGAGUCUUACAGGCUGGAUGUCCUACAGUCUGCACUUUGGAGGCCACAGACACAUUAUCUCCUUGAAGUCCAAGAACUUUUUGGUAUCAAGACAGCUCCCUGUGUUCACAUACAGUGACCAAGGCAUCCUCUUUGAGGAUAGACCUUUUGUCCAGACUGACUGUUACUACCUUGGUUUUGUGGAUGAAGAUCCAGAAUCCAUGGCUGCUCUUACAACCUGUUUUGGGGGCUUUCAAGGCAUAUUACAGAUAAAUGAUACAACUUAUAAAAUUAAGCCCAAGACCCCCUCUUUCACAUUUGAACAUCUGCUUUACAAGGUAGACAGUGAAGAAACUCAAUUACACCCCAUGAGAUGUGGAUUAACAGAUGAAGAUAUAGCAGGGCAAGUGAGACUUCAAGAAAAGGAUAAGCCCACUCUAAUGCAAAGCAUCUAUGGGUCAUGGUGGUCUCAUGGAUUGUAUGUUAAACUGGCAUUGGUUAUAGACCAUGAACAAUUCCUUUAUCGGAAAAGUAAUACUUCUCUUGUGUUAAAAGAUGUAUUCGACAUUAUGAAUGGGAUAAAUCUCUCCUUACUUUCAGUUGAUAUUAAUGUGGCUUUACUUGGUCUUACUAUUUGGACUCAACGAAAUCCCAUACCAGUGCAAGACAUAUAUAGUCUCUUGCCAGCAUUUUGUUUGUGGAAGACAAGGAAUUUUAAUUCUCAGAUGGCAUAUGAUAUUGCACAUCUCUUCGUGAAUUAUACUUUUGGUGACUAUUUUGGCAUAGCCUUUGUGGGAACUGUAUGCAAUAAGACAUUUGGUUGUGGAGUUGAUAGGCUCUUUGGAGACAAUUUCCUUACCAUUGGACAUAUUGUGGCCCACGAGAUAGGUCACAAUUUGGGCUUGCCACAUGAUGGGAUACUUUGUUCUUGUGGAGAGGGACCAUGUUUGAUGUCUGCUAAAAUGGAGAGUUCCAAAAAACUCAGCAACUGUAGUUACGAAUUCUUGUGGGCAAACAUAGCCAAAAAAAGCUGCCUACAGAGGGAGCCCAGCCCUUCAGCUAUCUUCCCAAUGAAGAUCUGUGGGAACGGUGUAAUUGAUGAUGGCGAGGAGUGUGACUGUGGAUCUCAAAGCUGUGGACGUAAUAGUAGGUGUUGUCUGCCUACCUGUAUUCUGAAGUCUGGAGCUAAAUGUGCUUCUGGACUAUGCUGUAACUUCAAAUGCCAAAUCCAGCCAUCUGGCACUCUGUGUAGAACGAAGGAGAAUGAAUGUGACCUUCCAGAAUGGUGCAAUGGAACUUCAAAGGACUGCCCUGAAGAUACGUUUGUACAGGCUGGGACUUCUUGCCUUGGUAAUGGCUACUGCUAUGAAAAAAGAUGUAAUAGCCAUGAUGACCACUGCAAGAGAGUUUUUGGCGAAGAUGCCUUGAAAGCACCUGAAAUAUGCUACAAGGAGCUCAAUACUCGUGGUGAUCGCUUUGGUAACUGUGGACUCAAGGACAACGGGUAUGUGAAAUGUGGGACCUCAGACAUCCUCUGUGGGAGGAUUCAGUGUGCCAGAGUGAAAUCAUUUCCUAUUCUGAAAAGUCAUUACACUGUUCACUGGACUCGUUUCAAUGAUGCUUCCUGCUGGAGUACCGACUACCACUUGGGGAUGAAAAUCGAUGACCUUGGUGACAUAAAAGAUGGCACAAACUGUGGUCCACAGCAUGUGUGCAUCAGCAGAAAGUGUGUUAAUAAGCCGAGUUGGAAAAGUGAUUGUUCACCAGACACUUGCAACAAGAGAGGAAUCUGCAAUAAUAAACAGCACUGUCAUUGCGAUUAUGGCUGGAGCCCACCACUCUGUGUGGAAAAUGGGACUGGAGGAAGCAUUGACAGUGGCAGUCCUGCACCCGAGGACCCUAACGCAAACACAAGGGGAGGCAUAGGAAAAUUCAUAAUUUUGCUACUUCCUAUUAUUUUUGUGGUUGCAGUUUUGUCUCUAUUGUUUUACCUGUUUAAAACCAAUAGACUACCACUUGGAGGAGAUAAACAGGCUAAAAAAGGUGAAGAGGCCAAACCCCCAGAAGAGGAAGCAUAA